CAGCGAAGUGUUUGCACACACACACACACACAUUACACCGCACCAAAACAUCAUGGCGUCCACGAGCAAAUCAGGAUUUUCUCAAGACCUUAGACUUUUUGCAUCUGGUGAUGCGGACGGCAAACUGAGAGUGUGGGAAACGCAACAGAAUGUCUUGCUGCAGGAAUAUACCCCCAAUUUGCACCUCACUUCGCCAUGCUCCUGUCUCAAAUGGCUCUGCGCAUCAAGGAGACCGGAAAGCCAUGUGGACACAGGAGCGCCGCAAAAGAAAAAGAGAAAGUCUCGAGAUGUUGGAGAAGAUAUCAUUGCUAUUGGUACCUCAAAUGGUCGGAUUUUACUGUACAGUGUUGCCUCAGCAGCCGUUGAGGGUGAGCUAGUUGGAGGGCACAAGAGUGCUUCUAUUACGGGUCUCAGUUGGUUUCCUGGAACCAGUUUGUACAGCUGUGGUGGAGACAGCAUUGCAGAGUGGGAUAUUGUCAAGGGGAAAGUGAAGAGCAAAUGGAAAGCAGGGACAGAUCAAAUUGCCUGUGUUCUUGUCUGCCCAGAUGGUUCUCGUGUUUUAUCUGCUUCCCGGUCAAUAAAACUUUGGGAUGCAACCAAACAUGUACUUUUGAGAACUUUCACUGGGCAUGCCACCCUUGUACUUUCUUUAACAUUUGUACCUAAACCUGCUUCAAAUGGAGACUAUUACUUUCUUAGUACUGCUAAAGGAGACCGCUACAUAAACGUUUGGUCCCUUGGAAAAGAUGGAGAAAGUGCUGUUGUGGCCAUGGUGUUGGAGAGUGCGCCUGUUGGACCUAUUUCAUUGCAUGAACAGCAAGAUAAUGGUGUUCUCAGUCUUGCGGCUGUCACUGAAAGUGGUGUUGUACAAAUGUUUUCUCAUCAGCUCAAUGGGCGUUGUCCCAAACCUCUCAAACCAACUCUAACAGUGCAGGUUGCCACAGAUUCUGCUAGGAGCAAAGAAAGUGUAGAACCACUCUCCAUAGUUUCUGCUCUUUGCACAUUAAAACAAGAACUGAAAAUUGCAUACGGUUCUGCAGCAUUUCUUUCAUUUGAGAAUGUGGUUUUAAAUUAUGAUGAAAAAAUUCAAGUCCUUGUUAGACAAAGCCCCCGAAAACCACGCCCAGAUUCAACUGAGUCUUCUCUGGUGCAAGUCCCAGAUGCUGAAAAUGCUCAGUUUUUGCCUCAAUCAGCAGCGAAUGCCGCUGUGUUAGGGAUUAAGCGCUCUCACACUCGCACAGCAGAGGUCCCAAUGGAACAGCGCUUGGAAAAUUUGUCUCUGUCCUUAGCUCGCUCUGAUGAAAAACCUACAGCAGUACCUCGAGCUGAUAAUCUAGCCCAACUUAUGUUACAGGCUUUGCAAAGCAAAGAUAAACAAAUGUUACACACCGUACUCCGUCAGCAGGAGGAGGAUGUUAUUAGAAACACUGUCAGAAGACUUCCUUUGCAAGUUAUUGAGCCAUUACUCAAAGAAUUAACAACUUUACUUCAUGGGAAGACAGUCACGGCCCAGACUGGAGCUAGGUGGCUCCGAAUAGUGUUGAGCAUUCAUGCUGCUCAUCUUAUGGCAAAUCCUUCUUUGGUAGAACUGCUUGCUCCAGUUAUAGGUUUGAUUGAGGCUAGGCUUACUUUGCUUCCCUCUUUGAGUCGACUCAGUGGUCGCCUUGAGUUAUUAACAUCUCAGCUAAAUGGUGCUUCUGGAUCAGAUGAAAAUGCUUCACCACUUGAUAUGCCUACUGGUCUCUUGACAUACCAAGAUGCAGAUACAUCUGAUGAAGAUGAUGUCCAGGACGAAGUUGGAGGUUUAGGAAGUGAAAGUGAUGACCAUUGGGAAGAACUAUCAGACAGUAAUUUGGAAGACAAUGAAAAUGAAAAUGAUGUUGACAUGUCAGACUGAGAUGGUUAUUCUGCUUUGCAAUCACUGUUAAUGAAUUAAAUUGAUACAGUAUGGAUGUUAAGUUGGUCAAGUUAUGGACUUUGUUGUUCUCUGGAUAUAGGGACGCAAUUGAGAUAAUAUCAAUGUCAUUUAAAUUACUGUGAAACCAUGUACCUGUCCCAAUCUUUGGAGUUGGAAUACAGUAUCUAGAUGUAAUCUGUUUUUGAAACUUUAGUUAAAUUUUCUGUAAGUAAGUUCUGAGAUUUUGAUUUAUCAGAGUAUAAUAAAGUACUUAACUUCC
Molecule: messenger RNA, 2177 nt
Organism: Thrips palmi
Lineage: Eukaryota; Metazoa; Arthropoda; Insecta; Thysanoptera; Thripidae
Product: WD repeat-containing protein 43
Exons: 10
Coding region: 53-1897 (614 amino acids)
Biological process (GO): maturation of SSU-rRNA from tricistronic rRNA transcript (SSU-rRNA, 5.8S rRNA, LSU-rRNA)
Cellular component (GO): nucleolus
Molecular function (GO): protein binding
Source: RefSeq, a predicted model, not a curated record